AUGGCGCCGGCUUCUCUGUGUCCCGCGCCGGCUUCGGGUGGCCGCCCCGCGAGCAGCCACGUCCCGCCUCAGACCAGCUCCUUCCGGGCUUGCCGGCUUCCGCUCACCCGGCUGCUGCCGUGCCUCCGGCCGACUCCGCCUUGCCGCCGCGCCCGGCCGACUCCUGCAGCGCCCGGCCGCCGGGUCACUGGCACCCCCGCCUCCGGCUUUGUCCCUCUCCGGCCUACGUCGCUCCUUGCCGGCUCCCCCCCAGCUCGGCCGGCUCCCGAGCACCGCCACUUCCGCGCCGGCUCCGCCCCUGCCGAGACGCCUCGCCCGCCCACCGGCACCCGCGGGCCGGCUUCACCUCGCCUCGGCCGCCUUCGCGCCGACCCAGCCCCCGUCCCGGGCUGCCUUCUCGCGGCCGUGCCGGCUUCCAGCGCCCCCGCGCACCCGGCCCGGGCCGGUUCGCCGCCCCUUCCGCACCCUACGCAGGCCGGCUCCUCCGUCCCGGCCACCCCCAACCUCGCGCCUCCGCCUGGCCUGUCGGCUGGCCGCCCGCGCUUUGUCGGCUCGUGCCCCUGCCGCAGCGCUGGCUCUGGCGGAUCCACCCCUGGCCACGCCGGCUGCGCCGGCUGCCCCGCCUCCCAGCCUGCCCGCUGCGACCAGUGCAUCCUGUGGUCAGCUGCUCCUGAACAAAAAGAAAGAGAGAAGCGGGGGCCGGCUGCUCGCAUAGAGCCGGCUGGAAAAAUCAGUGGCCGAGUGCCAAGCAAAAAAAAAGAGGCAUCCAGCCGGCUGCUCGUGCAAAAGAAGGGCCGACUGCCCAUCCGGCAUUGA
Aegilops tauschii subsp. strangulata is the source of this 816-nucleotide messenger RNA. NCBI's taxonomy places the organism in Eukaryota, Viridiplantae, Streptophyta, Magnoliopsida, Poales, Poaceae. The record is from RefSeq and is a predicted model, not a curated record.